Molecule: messenger RNA, 2632 nt
Organism: Anopheles darlingi
Lineage: Eukaryota; Metazoa; Arthropoda; Insecta; Diptera; Culicidae
Product: excitatory amino acid transporter 3-like
Exons: 5
Coding region: 380-1885 (501 amino acids)
Biological process (GO): L-glutamate transmembrane transport
Cellular component (GO): plasma membrane
Molecular function (GO): neutral L-amino acid transmembrane transporter activity; glutamate:sodium symporter activity; L-glutamate transmembrane transporter activity
Source: RefSeq, a predicted model, not a curated record
UGGUCGUAUCGUGCCCGUCGUUGACGCCUGGGAUUCCCCUCGUCCCUCCCAGCAGCGCUACGCCCUGUUUACUCUCGCGGAAACCGCGGCGCCGCCAACACCGAGACGCGCGUAGUAUAGUGAGUUACGGUGGUCCGUCUGGUGGGCUCAGUUUAAAACCAACCACCGUACAGUACAGACCAACAAAGUGCCAGGGGUGCCAGAGACCAGUGAGCACGACAGCGAUCAGCAGCAGCAGCAGCCAAAUUCGACGCUAGUGCCUCCGAUUGAAAUUUCAACCGAGCGGGCCAUCGAGCAGGAGCGGGAGCAGCAGUAGCAUCAACCAGGGAUCAACAGACAGACUGCAGCUAUAGUCGCCGCCGCCACCGCCUCCGCCGCGAUGAAUUGGCCUAAUGUGUGGAGCUUCGUGCGGCGCAAUCUGCUCACCCUGCUCACCAUCCUCGGAGUGGUGAUCGGGAUAGCGCUAGGCCUAGGGCUCCGGGCGGUCCCGGCCGAUGGUGAGACCUGGUCGGCGCGCGAUGUCAUGUACAUCAACUACGUCGGUGAUCUGUUCUUGCGCGCCCUGAAAGCCCUCAUCCUGCCGCUCAUCAUCUCCUCGCUGAUCGCUGCCGUCGGUUCGCUCGAUCUGUCCCUCUCGAAGAAGAUCGGUGGCCGGGCGGUCCUCUACUAUCUCGCCACGACCGUCCUGGCCGUCAUUCUCGGUAUCGUGCUGGUUAUCACGAUCAAACCGGGUGCGGACAGUGAAGCGGACGAGACGACCGAGACGAAGGGAGGUCCACGCAAUGUCACGACGGCCGAUACACUGCUCGAUCUGGUACGCAACAUGUUCCCACCGAAUCUGGUGCAGGCCUGCAUCGAACAGUACCAAACGGUUCUAACACCGCCGGAGAACAAUCCGACCGAACCGGACAUCUACGAGUGGACGGUCGGUGGUCGGUACAGCGAUGGUAUGAACAUUCUCGGCCUCGUGGUUGCAUCGAUCGUGUUCGGCGUUGCGCUCGGUGCUACGAAGAAGGAGAAUGCGCUGGUGCUUUCCUUCUUCCAGCAGCUGUCCCAAAUCGUGAUGAGGGUGACCGGAUGGGUGAUCUGGCUCUCACCGGUCGGUGUAACUUUCCUGAUUGCGGCCAAAAUAUUGGAAAUCGAAGACCUGGGUGACAUGUUCAGCAAGCUUGGCCUAUACUUUGCCGUCGUCGCCGGUGGUAUCCUGUUCCACGGGUUCGUCGUACUGUCGCUGCUGUUCUUCCUGUUUACGCGCCAAAAUCCGGUCAAGUUCAUUGCGAACAUGGGCCAAGCGCUAGCGACCGCCUUCGGUACCUCGUCCAGUUCGGCCUCCCUGCCGGUCACGAUGCAGUGUCUGGAGGAGAAGAACAACAUCGACGAGCGAGUGUCACGGUUCGUGUUACCGAUCGGUGCCACGAUCAACAUGGAUGGUACCGCGCUGUACGAGGCCGUGGCCGCCAUCUUUAUCGCGCAGCUACGCGGAUUGUCCUUGUCGUUCGGCAAUGUGCUGGCGAUCAGUAUAACGGCGACGGCGGCCAGUAUAGGUGCCGCCGGUAUCCCGCAGGCCGGCCUAGUGACGCUCGUGAUGGUGCUCGAUACCGUUGGGCUUCCGGCGGAAGAUGUUUCGCUCAUCAUCGCCGUCGAUUGGUUGCUGGAUCGAUUCCGCACGUUAGUGAACGUGCUGGGCGAUAGCUUCGGUGCCGCCAUCGUAUAUCACUUCAGUAAAGCCGAACUGGAGAGCUCCAAACAGCCCCAGCAGGAUCUGAACCUAACGCAACAGACCGAGCUCGACCUGGAGCUGGUCCAUCAAGUCGAUCACACCACCAGCGCCACCACCGUGAUGCCACUCGAUGAGCGCCACAUCCUGAAGAACAGCCGAUUGUAGGCACGGCACCGAAAGCGCGUGCGCAUCGGCCACCCGAUGCCGAUCGCCCCUCUCCAAUACUGCUGCCAAAGGAGAGCUGUGACUUGGUCCCACCUCAUUCCAAAUCGUUGUGUGGCUGGCUGGCUUGCUGGCUGGCUAGCUGGUGGGGAAGGAAAAGAAGACGAAACGGAACGGGGGAAGUCAUAGAUCAAUCGAUUGUAGGGAGCGAUUUUAUGAGAGGCAAUCGAGGAAAUUGUAGCCCCGUAUGGGGCCUAUCACUAUCCCCUGGAAACCCACCCAACCCCUCCCUGCCCCUUCUUUCCUUUGCGGGGCUCAAAUUUAUGGCGGAUCGACUGAGCGUCAACAACGUCACGAAUUGUUUUCGUAGCAACUCAUUUUUAACUACUUAACACACAACACACACACACACACAAACGUGCGACACAAGCGAGACGCAAUAUCUGAUAAGAUAGAUAAGGUAUAUAUAUAGAGAGAGAGAAAUGUAUAGAGUAACACAUUAACUGCCCGCCACACGAUUGUCAUCGGAUGUGAUAGAAGCGCGAUAUCCGGGUUAAUAUCGGCGGGUUGGAGAGCCCCACAAAAUCCAGCCUCUGUUUGCCAUUAGUUUACUGCUAAUGUUACGCUUUACGAGAGCCUGUUGUAGCUGUAAGAGCUAGAUAAAUAUAUAGAUACGUUUUAACCUGCUCCUCUAGCAACUCCUCCUGCCACGACAGGAAGUGGUACAUUGAAUAGACCUAUUGUUUGAUU